ACUAUAGCAACGCACUAAGGCCAAUUAGGGUGCGAGUAUUUCAGCUUCUAGUCCUUUUAAUGAUAAGAUUCCAUCCUCCCUUGCCUGGUUACCGCGCAUGACAGUUUGCCAAUAUGACACACCAUGUCAGUUCUCCGCCUUGAAGAAAACACUGGCCUUUGUAAAAAGAUAAACUUCAGCGCUUCAAGUAAGCAUUUGAAUCAAGCGGCCUCUUAACGGACGAGCUAUCUAAACGCCCCCUUUACCCCUGAAGAUGGCAUCUUUGGACAGCUGUGAGAUGGACGGCGAUGCGGACUUCUACGGCAUCGGGAUCCGGCUCGGCCUCUAUGCCCAAUCGUUAACGACGCUACUCGUAACACUGUUCGUGCAGGAAGAAGAAGCCGUAAACAGAAUCCUCAACUUACUCCUGCAGCUAGCGAUCUUCGCCGGCACGCUCCUCUCCACAAACGCAGGGACUAUCCAUGCCUUCGAGGUCAUCAUCGUCUUCUGGCUGCUCGUAGGCGCGCUCUCCAGCCUGACGGGGAGCGGCGUGACCGGUACCCAUUCCUUCUCGGGCAUCUGCCGGCUCCUAUUCUACAUCGCUCUGUCGGCAUACGGGUGCUGGUUCUUCUUCGAGGGCCAAGACGCUAUGCAGGACACUCCAUGCGUCCAGAUCGUAUUCUUCGGCGAGUCGAGCUUAAACGGCUGGUUCCGAACUUUCGGAAAAGCAGCCUCGAUUAUCAGUCUUACUAUUUGCGUUGGAUUACUCGCGUGGGCUGGGACUACUUAUGCCAAGCGAGGAGGUGGGGAAAAGCCGCGACGUGUUUCCUAUCGACCUCAGACUGAGAUUACGCUCAUGCUUCUCUCGAUCGCUACGGUUAUCUUGUCUAUCACGUCAGCCGAAUACGUCAUAACAGCGAAUCAUCUCAGUGGCGUAGAUGAUAUAUUCGACGUUGGACAGGUUCUGGCAUUUCUCGUGGGGGUUUUCCAGUUGCUGAACGUCCUGGUCCCUAUUUUUCUUAAAGGUCAUUUAUGGGCCCCUCGAUGUUGGCUUCUAUUUGGGAGACAUCUAACCUAAGUAAUAGCAUACCUUGUAUUAUGAUUCUAAUAGAUUAUUUCUAUGGGAUGGUUACUCAUACCUACGCAUAUUCUAUGUUAGGCAG
Messenger RNA from Daldinia caldariorum, 1142 nucleotides. RefSeq lists its product as uncharacterized. Lineage: Eukaryota; Fungi; Ascomycota; Sordariomycetes; Xylariales; Hypoxylaceae. The record is from RefSeq and is a predicted model, not a curated record. The transcript has a single exon. The coding region runs from base 254 to 1057 and encodes 267 amino acids.